GUACUGACACACACACCGAGACGUUUAUGAUAUGCUUUAAGUGGCGUGUUGGUGGAUGAUGAUGUGGGUGAAACUGCUGUUUAUGAGGGGUAAACAUUAGAUACUGCACAGACAGACAGACAAACAGACAGACAGACACACAAGGUUUGACAGCGGCGGUUCAGGUUCAGUUAAACGGACACUCACACACGUCAUGAAGAUGCUGCUCGGACUCGGGUUCCUCUCCCUCCUCAUCUCUCCAGUCCUGUCAUUAGAUUGCUACGUGUGCAGAUCUUCUCCCACCAAUGACGUAUGCAACAGUAACAACAAUCAGACAUGUCAGCCGCCACUGGACACGUGUAUGACUACCGUCAGCAUUUUAGGCUCUGAGAAAGCCAUAGUGAAAUCGUGUUCCAGUAAGAACAUAUGCAACGGAGCUGCUGCAUCCACCUCAGUCGAUGUCAACGGAAACGGAAACAUUGUGAACUGCUGCAACAACUUUAACUUGUGUAACUUCAGUGGAGCCGAGUCUGUUCACAUCCACACAGCGCUGCUGCUCUUGACUGUAGGUGUAUUAUUCCUGCUGUCACACUGAGGCCAGUGAGAUAUACCAACGCUGUCUCUAAAUGUAACUCAACAGUAUACUAUGUAAUAUGUUGUAUAAUGUAAAGACUGUAUAGCUCUGUUGGAGACACAAGUGCAAGCUUAAAAUAUUAACAGGACGCUGACCUUCCUGUUGCUGGGAAAUGUGACUGCUGACUGUUAAUGUUAUUA
Molecule: messenger RNA, 753 nt
Organism: Etheostoma cragini (Arkansas darter)
Lineage: Eukaryota; Metazoa; Chordata; Actinopteri; Perciformes; Percidae
Product: CD59 glycoprotein-like
Exons: 3
Coding region: 194-574 (126 amino acids)
Source: RefSeq, a predicted model, not a curated record